GCUGUAUGAGACAAAAAGGUUUCCAGAUAUCCUUGCCUCUUGUUCAGUGCGUGGCCAGGAACUCCUGGGUUACAAGUCACACUUGCCGUGUUCCAGCAUCUCUUGCUAUGCCGUCCAUCUUAAAUAUAAACUGCACGCAGGACGAAGGUGACUUGGCGCGAUGGGCCAUAUAAACGCCGAGGGCUUUCGCGUGUUGCGGCUGAAGCGAGCGAGAGGGCGAGCGGAGUUGGGAGUGAGCGCUCCCCUAUAAGAAGGGCAACCCGCGUCGUGCAAUCGCGACGUUCAGCUGCCGGGAGCUCGCAAGCAGCCACCAUGAGCACGCAGCCCACCCAGACGAACAUGAGCAGCGGCAUCGGCAAUGACUCCACCGGCAACAACAUCGCCUGCGCACAGGAGUCGCCAAACUCCACGGCCAUCUUUGCGCUUGUCAAGGGACACACCAUCAACAUUUUCAUGUUCAUCAUCCUGUCCGUGAUGGCGUUAUUCUGCGUCAUCGUAUACAUCGAGCGGUCGCUGUACUUCACAAGGAAGCCCAUGAACCGUUCCCUCCGCGUUGCCAAGCUGGUGAUCACAGGAUGUCCAGCGGUGAUUGCCUCUGGAGCCACCAUCGCCAUGUGGGUGCCCCGUGCCACGGUUUUCACCGAGUUCCUCUCGUCCGUUUACUUUGGCGUCUGCAUCUACCUGUUCGUGGAGCUCACCAUCGUGUACAUGGGCGGCACGAGCUCCAUGCUGAGCAAGCUUGAGAACGAGUCCUUCCGCACGAGCACGGGGCCCUGCUGCUGCUGCUGCCUCUGCCUGCCCACCGUCGAGUUCAACAGGAUCAAUAUAAGGAUCCUCCGGCAGAUCGUCAUGUACAUUUUGUGUUUGCGGCUCAUCAUCCUCUUCAUCGGCAACGUCUUCGUCAUCGACGGCCUCAUCAUCCCGGGCAAACUGAACGUGGCGAGUCUGGGCUCGUGGGUCAUGAUGAUGCCCUCUCUGCUGACCCUCUUCGCCGUGUGGCCGGUCUCCAUGCUCUACACCCACGUUCGCGACCAGCUCGCCCACACGCACAUCCUGCCCAAGUUCAUCAUCAAUCAGGCUGUCCUCAUCAUCACCACACUGCAGAGCUCCUGCUUAAACUUUGCGGUGCUGUUCGGUGGCAUCAAAUGUGACGAGUUUCUUCCAGCUCGCAACAAAGGACUCAUACUGCACCAGCACCUAAUGAUCCUGGAGAUGUUCAUGUUGGCGUUGGUGGCCCGCUUCUACUACAGCAAGACCAUUUUAGAGACCACCACAGAAGACGACGCUUGUAAAGUAAUUACGCCCUCCCAGCAAAUGGAGAAGAUGGACGUGUGAGAGGCAAUCGGACGUACGUCGAGAGGCAGUCACGUGACAUGGUUGGCUUUGGCCCUGGUUGGUGUCCACCUUCUACACCCACCCCCAGUACCCAUUUUGCGGCCCGUUGCCUGGGCCCUCUGGGGUAGUAGUCCUCGGGACGGAGUGCAAUUGUAGCACCUUCCCACUCGAUAUAUCCGCCACUAAUGUCUCGAUGGACAGUGGAGUUUUGAAUCUGUGUCCGCUGCAUUGUAGGUUGGGUAGGCAGACGAUCGCCAUCUGUAAAAUGUAAACUGCUCAGCCUACAAUUGUUGGACCAGCCUACCUGACUGCCUUUUCAGAUGUAUAAUCAUCUAGAUUUGCCAUUGCCAUAGACCCUCUUCGGAAUGUAAUUUUACUUGUAUGAUAAACCAAUGAUGCAAUAAGUCGAACAUUCUUGGCCACUUUGUGCAGUUUUAUGUAGCAUUUUUAUAUUUGUUCAACUUUUUUUUCCCACGGCCAUAUCACGAAACUGUUUAUAAACAAAUGACUGCACCUUAAGUAUGGUAGAUUGUGUGGAAUUGGUACAAGUUGGGUCUCGAACUAGAAUAGAUAAUGGAGUUUUUAGAAGUAAGAAUUAAUAAGCAAUUUAAAACAUGAACUAUAUAAUGAAUAUUUUGGCAUUACAUUUUUCCCAAGAUAUAAAUGAGUUAUUUAUAUGGGCCUUUGAAAUAGACAUUUAAUUGCUCUGUCAAUAAAAUGUAAAAUACUGUCAGAUUAACACAUGGGCAGUUUGAGUUCACGAUUUACUAAACUUGUCUUAUUAUAUUCAUAUUCAUGCCAUUAAUCACUUAAAAUGUUUUAUGUGAUUGAUAUUAUAAUGUAAAAACAUUUGUAUAUACUGUACAAAGUAGUCAGGGAAAUUAUGUGAUAAUGUAAAUGAUGCAUUAAAAGCAAUAAAAUAUUGUGUAUAUUUACCAAAAAUUGUGAGACGUAUUCCUAUUCUGCCCUGUUGCAUGUCUACAAUCAUAUUAAUGAGUGACCAAAUAAAUAAAAUGCAACAUUUGGGAUGAAAUUAUGCACGCUGGAAUUUAUAAUAGUGUAAUGUAUUGUAUAAAUAUUUCAAUUUAUAUACUGACCUUAUAUUGUGCUUUAAUUUGUUUUGUAUAUUUGUAGAGGAGUGAAAUGGGGACGUGACGUCAGGUGUGCCGUUCAGUGUGAUGACGUCACGUCUCCUGGAGUACUUAAGGGAGACCCCGUGAUGAAAGCGGGGUCACUGUGGGAACGGGAAAUGGUAGAAGGGUAGAGAGAGAACCAGGUGUAGAGGGAUCAAGAGGUGAGUCUGAAGAGAAGCCGGUGGUAGCCGUAGAGGUGCUUCUCCCUCCGGUCGGUGGAGUUGGCAGAGUCCCCGAUCCGACACGAGAGAGAGAGACCGGAGCUAGCCGGACUGGGACCAGACAGAGCAGGGUCGUGUGGUGGGACUCAGUGUAGGACCCCUAGACCCUGGGAAGUUGUAUACCCUGGUGUGUGUUAUUGUUAUAUUCUUGAUGAACCUUUGGCGGAAGCCUCUCAACUUA
This is a messenger RNA of Lethenteron reissneri (Far Eastern brook lamprey), 2870 nucleotides long. RefSeq names its product organic solute transporter subunit alpha-like. Lineage: Eukaryota; Metazoa; Chordata; Hyperoartia; Petromyzontiformes; Petromyzontidae. The record is from RefSeq and is a predicted model, not a curated record.